Messenger RNA from Vicia villosa (hairy vetch), 1667 nucleotides. Its product is annotated as putative cyclin-A3-1. Gene Ontology annotation, molecular function: cyclin-dependent protein serine/threonine kinase regulator activity. Gene Ontology annotation, cellular component: cyclin-dependent protein kinase holoenzyme complex; nucleus; cytoplasm. The record is from RefSeq and is a predicted model, not a curated record. The transcript is spliced from 8 exons. Gene Ontology annotation, biological process: mitotic cell cycle phase transition; regulation of cyclin-dependent protein serine/threonine kinase activity. NCBI's taxonomy places the organism in Eukaryota, Viridiplantae, Streptophyta, Magnoliopsida, Fabales, Fabaceae. The coding region runs from base 47 to 1132 and encodes 361 amino acids.
UCUCUUCUAUUGUGCUUCAGAGCAACAGUGAACAAUACCCAGAGAAAUGGAGACCCGUGCCUCAAAGAAAAGAACAACCACCAAUCAACCACCGUUUGUCCUCGUUCCCAAAAGGCAGAGAGUUGUUUUGGAACAAUUUCCAGAUCUCAAUAUUCCUGAUUAUCAAUCAAUACAGAAACUCCAGUGUCGAAAAAACCCUAACCUCAACAAAUCUGCAUUAACAUCAACCAUUUCCUUACUUCCUAAUUCCAAUUCCGAUAAGCCAGUUUGUAACAAAAGCAAUGCCAAACGUGACAUUCAACAGAUUGAUGAGCCUUAUGUAUCUGAUAUCUCAGAUUAUCUUCGCGCAAUGGAGAUCCAGGAAAAACGAAGACCAGCGGUUGACUACAUGGAAAAAGUUCAGAGAUGCAUUACUACAAACAUGAGAGGGACAUUGGUUGAUUGGUUAGUUGAGGUUGCAGAUGAAUACAAACUUCUUCCAGAAACCCUUCAUUUAGCUGUUUCCUACAUUGACAGAUUCCUAUCUAUUCAAUCUCUCAAUAGAUCCAAGCUUCAGUUGCUUGGUGUUUCCGCCAUGCUCAUUGCAUCGAAGUAUGAAGAAAUCACUCCACCAAAAGCACUAGAUUUCUGCCAAAUUACUGAUAACACCUAUGAACUGCACGAGGUUUUAGAGAUGGAAGCUCACAUACUCAAAUCCCUAAAUUUUGAAAUGGGAAACCCUAAUGUCACCACGUUUUUAAAGAGGUUUGGUGCAAUUGCAUCUGAGAAUCGAAAGACUUCCAAUUUGCAGUUUGAAUAUUUGUGCAACUAUCUUGCUGACUUAAGUUUGCUUGACUAUGAGUGUAUAAAAUUCUUGCCUUCUGUUGUGGCUGCCUCUGUUAUAUUUCUUGCCAAAUUUAUUAUCCGGCCUAGAUUACAUCCUUGGACUUUGUCCCUCUAUGAAUCAUUGGGUUAUGAAUCUGAUGAUUUGAAAGAAUGUGUUACUGUUCUACAUGAUUUGUAUUUGUCAAGAAGGGCAGCAUCCUUGAAAGCUGUUCGUGACAAAUACAAGCAGAAAAAGUUUAAGUGUGUUGCAAACUUGCCUUCCCUGCCUGAGCUGCCAGACUGUUACUUUGAAGAAGUUCAUGGCUGACAACUAUAGAGGAUUUUUCGAGGUGUUCUUAUAUGAAAGGAACUAGUUUCUUCUGCACAAAUGGUGAUAAUUUCAAAUUUUGAUGUUGUGGCUUGUGGAGAAUCAGUUUCUUCUACAGAAGAUGGUGAUAAUUUCAAAUUUUACAUGACUUUUGACGACCUAUCAAUUACUGAUAGUAACAUCUGCUGGAUUUCAUAAUCCAAUUAUCAAUUACUACUGAUGAUCACAUCUGCCAGAUUUUCAAAAUCCUUGCUGACUCUUUGCUAAUGGCUCAACUCUGUUCAAGUUGUCAAAUACAGCCUAUUCUCCUUUCAUCUUGCCCAUGAUAAACUAAAACAUAUGUUUGGUCACUUGCUGAAUACUUUAUUCUUUAUUGGUUCUUGUUGGUAAAUAAAAUUAUAGUGUUGUUUAAUUGUUUAUGAUUUGUAUGGUCAACAAAAUUGCAAAAGUGCAAACAAUUUAAGUGGCACAUAUGUGAUACUACAUGAUUAUUAGUUUGCAAUGAACAAUAGACUCUUUCUGCAUAGAUGAGAUA